CGCGAGAAGACAGAUGCGAGGCUGUUAACGUCGGAGAGAGAUUCACAUUCUCACGGACUGGGAUGUGAGAGAGCCCGAUGAGAUGGAGACCUUCAUCCAUCUUUACCUGAAUCUGAUCGAUCUUGGGAGUCAAGCCAAGAUGUGACCGUCACGGCGCGUCAUAGUUUGGAUCUGCCCAGCCUUUACAACACUUGUUUCUAUAGCAACAGAAAUAUUACAGUAUCCUAAAAACUCCCAUUCCCACAAUGCAGUCCUCUAGCUGUUCCUCUCAGCCUCCAAAGCCACGGCGCUUUGACGUCAGCAGGCGGACCAAUGCUUUAGCUGCACCAAAGUCUCAUGGCCCUGGUUUUCAAAGGGAGGAUAAAAACAUGAACACAAUCACCACAUCCUCCCCACGCCGGGCUACUAAAGGCCCCACUGCACCCACCAGGACCAGGGUGGUGGUGCAGCCUCGAGCACCCGUAAGCCAGUCAAGGUUUGCUUCACAAAAACAGGUUUCAACCAUCUCUAAAGCAACUAAGCCCAAACCCAAGAGUGCUCGCGCAUCGGCAGCAACCAAAAUUGCACCAGCAGCCGCUCCUCCUCCGCUUCCCUCGGUUCUCCCUCUUGACCCCAAUUGCAACGAGCCCAGCCUCCCGUGUCUGUGCUGCGAUGGGCGCUCCCCGCAGGACAACAACAGUAUGUUCAACCAUAACCACAACAACAACAACACCAUCUCUAUCAGACAGCAACUGCAGCUACCACCUCCACCGGCCCCGUUGCCCCAGAGGCAGGAUGGGAAAGGGGCCAAAGAGCAGCCUCAGCCUCCUUUGCAAGCACAGGCCCAGCUGGAGCCCUCUGCUUGCCCUGCUGCCAGUCUGGAAAAUGAAGGCAAGAAUGCAGAUGAAAGUGCUGAUCUGGACAACAAGAAAAAUGUAAAAGUUGAGGAAGAAGAUGACGAGGAAGAGAGCAGUGGGGACAUUGAUAUUGACGAUGAUGAAGAGGAGGCUGACAAUGACGACGACGACGAAGAUGACGACACCCUGGUCCCCUCUUGCUGUGACUGUCCCCCCUCCCUCCUGGAGUUCUCGCUGUCCUCCUCCACCUCCUCGUCCUCCACUUCUAUCAGCUCCUGCUCUGAUCUGGAGUCUGACUGUGCAGAUCAAUCCACCUCCAUCUGCUCUUCCCACGACCAAGAUAAUAUAUCCGUCGCUCUGUCCCCCAAAGAGCAAUCUCUUCCACAAGCACCUGAAUGCCAGCCUCCUGCACGUUCACCCCCAUCCCUUCCUCUAAGCCGCAAUCCAUUCUCCUUAACGUCACAUUCCCCGAUUCCCCCUUGCUCCCCAGAUGAGGGCUACCCCUCCGCCCUGGACUCCCCUUCUCCUGACUACUUAGGAGUCAAAGGUGAUUCUGAGGUCACCAAACUAGGCUUGCUUGACUUUCUAGAAUCAGUAGGGGAGUUUGGAAAAAUGGAGCGCUUCAGCCAGGUGAUCCAAGUGGCUCGUUGGGAUCUGGAGGGGGAACAACACUGGGAUGUUCUGAGGGAUCGGCUAGAUCACCUGGAUCGCUUGGAGAAGGUGAACAGGGAAGUGAAACUGGCCUAUGUCGCCAGACUCCACGAGAAGGGAUUUGAUCUUGGAGAUCUGGAAGAGCAGGAUCUCUCAGAUGUCAUGGAUGAAAUGGGCAACAUCGACAUUCCCUGGAAGUUGUAUAAAGGUCGCGGAGGAACGAUGGGAGACUCUCAGGAGUUUUCAGAUGCAGGGGUUGAUCUCACUGCUCCAUCAGACUGUGAUGAGCCUCUUGUUCCUGAUUCCCUCACCCCUUCCCCUGUCGAGCCACCACCCAGACCCCCCAAACCUCCUGCGCGACAUGCCAGCGUGAGCUCUGAUCUCCACACCUACAUCAAUAUAAGCAGGGAGACCACCUCCAUGGCUGUGUCCACCUCUCCUACUUUGACAACUUUCUCCCCAAACUCCUCAUCCCCCACAUUCACCACUUUUAGGUGUGAGAAACCCCUUCCUCCAUCUCCACCAUCCAUUCCUCCUCUCCCCACCUCUAAACCAGUCCCUUACUUCACACUCUAUACCUCUCCUUCUCCACCGCCGUCUGUUCCCACCCCGACUCCGCCUAUUCCUCCCCCUCGGAGGCGCCACCUCGCCAGGAAGGAGGCGCAGCGGCUCGCUGCUCUUCAAGCCGAACAGGAAAAGACCCCCCUUUCCCUUCCUCCUCCUACCACACGUCCCCCACCUCUACCUCCUCCCCCAGUUAUCUCAGUCUCCUCCUCAUCUCCCCCUGCUAUACCACCCCCACCUGCCCUCCCCCCUCCCCCCUCCUUUCAUGCACUGGAUGUGGAGAUUCGGAAGCUACUGAUGCUUGCUGGAUUGACCCAGGCUGAGCUCCUCAAACUCAGCCCGGAGCUUGGUGUUUGCGUCGGUGGGUUAGAGGAUGAGGAAGAUGGAGAAAAUGUUAUCUCGUCCAGGUCUGUGGAGCCACAUCAGUUCAGGCUAAAAGAGAGGGAGGAUGAGGAGGAAUGUGACACAGAGUUGAUGACCAGAGAUCGAUGGAGCAGCAGAGCAAGCAAGUUGGAUGGGGAUCGAAGGGUAGAUAUAGCCGAAGAAGGCAAAAAGAAAGAGGAGAGCAAAGACACACAGAGAACCACGUCAUUCACUGAGAUGGCGAGGAGAAGGAAGAGGAACAGCGGUCUGACUUCUGACUCUUACUAUAGCACUGGGGUUAGCAAUACACAUGAAACUAAAGAAAAGAAUAUGAGCUUUGAGUCUUUCCGGUAUCCUGCUGAGUUACCAGAUUCACCUCCCCCUCCUCCUCCUCCGCGCCCCUUACCCCCAAUCCCCCCCUCUCUGCCACCCACCAAAGUCAGCACUCUCCCUGCCAACUCUGCACAACCUGAGCGAUUUGAUUGGCUCAUAGCAUUCACACCUGAUGGUGAAGCCCCACCGCAGCUUCCACCCCUGAUAAUGAGAAAAUCUCAUAUGGAAACUCAAAAGAAGCUCAUAUCAUCAGGAUCAUCUCCAGCGAUAGCUCCCAAGACCACAACUUUCAAAGAGCUGCGUUUCCGCAACAAGAGCGCCUCCCCCUCAACAAAAGUGAUCACUGACCCAGAUCCUGACCCAACAGUCAUUACUCCAGAUCCAGACAUACUGUACAACCUGAGGUGGAGAAGAGAGAAGGCAGGCAGCGAUGGCAACCAAUGGGAGUACACCUCUCAAGCUCAGGCCUUCUUCAUGCAGCCACCACCAGCCCUCACCUCAAUGGCUGCUCUGAAGGAAAUGCUCCAGAGAGCUGACAAGGAGGGUGGACAACUAGAGCUGUGCCCAUCACAGAAGAUUGGCUGCUCAGCCAGUGACAGCAGCCUGUGGACCAUGGGCAGAGAGUGGGAGUGUGAGGACAUUAAGAGUGAGGAAAAGGAGGGGAAAGAAGAAGAGGAAGAGGAAGAGUUGGAGGUGAGAGGACUAGCCGAUGGAGGAAGGACUUUGGAAUCAAGAACUACAGUUUCCUCCCCCCCACUGUCCCUUGCCCAGUCCUCCCAACCCUACUUCCUCCACACUGCCCUCCCUUCCUAUCGCCUAGGCUACUGUAACUCUGAGCCCUUUGCAGAUCCCAGACCCCACAGCCAUGUAGGCAGGGAGUCCGCAGAUGAACACAGCACGAGACAGUGGACCCCUGCUGCCAGCACAGCUCCUGUACACAGAGAUGAUUCCAGCACUGAUUUAAACACAGGGUUUAACUAUAAAUCCCUGGCCGAUUAUGAUGUAGACUCUCCUUGUGAAUAUGGGAAUAUCUUUAACACACACAGGGACUUUGCAUCUGACUCUAUGUGCAAUUUCGACUCUCUCUGCUGCAGUAACUCAGGAAAGCAGAAUGACACACACACUAAGUCAGACACACCUGUUAGUGGCCCCACAGAUGCUCCAGGUUGCACCACCCCAUAUAAGAACAUUGACAUCAUGAUGACGUAUUCAAACAGUAUCAGUGCCAUGGAUUCGCUGUAUUCAGAAAAGCGCACACACUCCCACACAAACCAUAACAGCAACAAGGCCAGGACAUCUAAAGAGCUUCCUCCUCUACCCAGUAUUUACCUCUACCACCCUAAAAACUGCCCUCUGCAUAGGGGUGCACCUCCUCGCCUCUCCCCUAUCGGAGCCCUCUCCCCUCCCCAGCGUUCCGGAGCACCCCCUCCAGGCACAGCAGGCUCCUGCCUCAGCUCCCCGCUUUUCCCCCGCUCUCACACCUUGCCUGCCCUCGCUGCUCCCCUCUACUAUCCAAACCUCUACCCUCCUAUACCGCCCAGGGCACCCCCCCUACCCCCUAAACUCCACCAGGCUCCUCCGCAGUCGCGCGUGGCGACUGUUCGCAGUGUCUCAUUCGCUGGCUCUGUACAGAGGACAGAGACAUCCUGGAUGGGCGAAGAUGUGAAGCAUCCAAUGAGAGGUCUGGGCCUGUCCUCUCUGUGCCUGCAGGAAAAAAAAGCUCUGGUCAGUGCAGUCAGUGUGGCAGUGGAAGCCAUCUUGGCCCAGUUCAGUUCUUCUCGGACUGUAGUUCAGAAGUCUCUCUCAGUUAACAAGGCCUUAUCAGGAGACAGCACUAUAAAUCCGUCUUUGGGCCGUCUGGUGCUGCAGUGCCUAUGCCCUGCCCUGCACAGCUUGCUGACCGAUGGCUUGAAACCCCACCAGAGUGACCUGAUUGCAGGCAGGAGGCCAAACUCUGCCUGGAGUCUUGUUCAGGCCUCAACCAAGCCAGGUCCAAAAACACAGGCCUUGUUCACCCUUCAAGUUCGAGUUGGAGAGCUGCCCCAGCUCAGACAAAGCAAACACAGGUUCAACGCAUUCCUGCUUGGCCUACUGAAUAUUAAGCAUCUUGAUCUCUGGCUGUCCCACCUUCAGUCCUGCAGUGAUGUACUGGAGACAUAUUACCGUCCCACCUCCUUUAUGCGCCUGUCACUGACCGCCUGCCAGCCUCUGUUCGAGGAGCUGCUCCUCGUGUUGCAGCCUCUCAGCCUGCUCACCUUCAACCUCGACCUGCUUUUCCAGCACCACCAUUUGGAGCCAGACGGUCACAAUCCAGAGAUCCCCAGUCCACCCUGUCAGGAUGCUGGAUUCCAGCUUUCAACAGAGGGGUCUCAAAACAAAAUCACAGGCUGCAGAUAUAUUGAAAGCCUGUCAGAAGUAGACUUUGGAAGUCCAGAACAUCAGGUAGCCAAAGAGAAAUUGUCCCCAUUGGCUAAUCCAAAGAAUGGAGGAUCAGGGGAGUCAACACAUGACAGUGCUGCACCCAUAAAGGCUUCGGUCACUCUCGGGCAGACAAGUCCUCAGCUGUUGUGGGUGCAGGAGAAGGAAAUUGGAGAGUUACCUCCUCCUGAUAUUGAGGAGGACAGCCUUGCUCAGCAGGCAGGACAGGUGAUCCAGCAGGGAUGGGGAGCUGUGAUGCGCUGGGGAGGCAGACUGAGCCAGAACCUGGCUGAGCUGAACCUGAAAAAGGGGGAGAUGAGGACGGAUCUGUCAGAGCUCCAGGCACAGAGUGACUUUGCUCCGGUCAGCAGUGGUGCUCAGGUUCCCUGGGGUCUGGGGAGGCUCUUUGGAGCCUCUAAAAGCCCCAACAGCCCACCAGGUCAAAUACCACCAACCAGGCGUCCUUCUCAGUGGCUGGCUCCUGGGGUCACAGCCCUGACUCGAAUGGUGAGCAGCAGCUCCACCCCAAUAAUAAAGAGGGUCCCAGGGUCCCAGGGAGAUGGUCAGCCAGAGUCAGAGAAAGAGGUGGAUGCACUGGAGAUGAAUGACAAACCCAGACCACUCAGGUCAGUACGAACGCUGUGUGACCACACCGGAGCAGGCUCGGAGCUCACCUUCCGCAAAGGGGAGGAACUUGUGGUGUUAGGAGGAGUCGAUCAAGACUGGAUUCGCUGUCGUCAGGGAGAUAACGAGGGGCUGGUGCCUAUUGGCUACACCUCCCUCAUCAUGUGACUUCGAUACCAUAACUGCUGCACUAAAUCAAUAAAAAAAGCAAAAUAAAUAUAUAUAUAUAUAUUUUAGGCGAGUAUUGAGAGGUUGUGGUGAGGCUCCAUUACUCUGAAAGGGAUAUUUCACGCUUGCAUGGUUAGAGUUUAAAUUGAGUGCAUAACACCAUCUGUUCUGCUUUACGUGCAUCAGGAGCAGUCUGCAACCCUCUCCCUUUAUGAACAUAUGGGUGUUUUUUCCCAUCACAAUCCAUCCAGUUUGGUAGCAUUAAACUAAUGGAUUUUAACAGCAGGAAUGCAGCAGAUGGUGUGAAAUAAUGACUCAAGUCAAAUUUAGAUCAUUUCCUACUGGAAGACCUUUGAUCUUGGAGUGAAGUAUCCCUUUAAAUGUCCUUUUCUCAAUUUCUGCCUUCCUUGUCAGCCACUGAUCUGAACAUGAUCACGGGGAAAUUCUGUGCAAUCAACCACUAGCAGAUUCAAGUGCUUUCAGAUCAGUGGCUGCCUGUUGUGAGGCGGUGACAGUCGACAGCCUGGUAGUAGCCACGUUAAUAUCUCUAGCCGUCAGCCGUAGAGAGUCGUGGCAUGCAGGUUGUCGAGUUGAGAGAGCAUGUCAGAGUACUGGGCCGUAGCUCCUGUUGCAUACUGCGUAGUAAUGUAGUGAAUUGUAGCUGUGUAGAUCUGUGUUAUGACCUUUCACCCCUAUUGACCUCUCACCUUUAUCGCCUGGUUCAUGUGUGUUUGACAUGUUUCUGCUAAUAUAUUUGACUGUAUAAAUAUACAUAAAAAAAAUAUAUAAAUAGGUAUAUAAAUUGAGAUUGAUAUUACCAAGAUAGAUAGAAAGAUAGAUGAACAAGAGAAAGCAGACAGUGAAACACAAGCUUAACACUGUGGCCACAUUGAGGAAGUGGAUGAUUAAAAAUGAAUGGAUUCAUUCUUUAUCUUUACAUCUUCUGCAACUUUACACACAUUAAGUGGUUGUCAUACAUGCAAAAAAAAGAGGAAUAUGUGUUUGUUGUAUGAAAUCCAGUAUCUUCCCUCCUAUGUGCUUUAUGUAUUGCCAAUGUCUUGACAUCAUAUUCAUAAAAUAUUUAGAUUUAGCCUCAUACCAUAAACACUGUAUGCAUUGUAAUGUGCCAUGAAUGCUUUGAAUGAAUGCCAAAAAAUAUCUAUCCCACACACUUAUCAGACAACAGCAAUCUGUAGCUAAUCUCUCUACUCAUCCAAAACCUCAAAGGGCCAACGUGUGUUGGAAUAAACACCUCACAAAACUAUGCUCAGCUCUUGUUCAGCACUAUCUGACCAUAAAUUUAAUGCAGUGAGAAAAUCCCAGAUGUAUGUAAUUCAUCAUGCUACUGUAAAGUCUGUAGGUUUGGUGGCUGGUCUUCACCUCGUACCUCAGCUUUUGUAUUUCUCUUAACCCUUCCUGCCAUGUUUGCUUAUCAUAAUCAUUGAUAUUAAUGAUAGUGGUAGUGGUGGAAGUGAUUUGUUGAUUCUAAUGUUGCUCAUAUGAAACACAUUACUUAUUUAUUGGUUAUUCUCUAGAUUCUGUAUUGAUUACUAUGCAUAUGGUUAAAUGUACAACUAAAAGCCUUGUUUGAUUUUAAAGUAAUUUAGAUUUGAUGUUCUCAUGCAAGUUGGCACAUGAUGCCUAAAACAAAAGCUUAAAUAGUUAAUAUAAAAAGAAAGUGAUUUUAACUGGUCACUAAAGGACCUCCAGGAAAGUUUAAUUUCUAUUGAUGAAUCAGGGAAAGCUCAGUUCUUGAAAGUUUCCUCAUGUUAUUGUGUCAAUGCCAUGUAGCAUGACAUUUCUGUCACUAUGGCAACUGUCCAGUAGCAUUCAGUUAAGCCAGUGCUCAUACCUUGUAACUUCUAAUCCCAAUAAAAUGCCAUCAAAUGGAUAAUCCCUAGGUGUUUACAAGAAAUAAUGUCUAGAUAGAAUAUAAAAUAUCGGUUGAUGCAUUAAAAUGUGUCAACAAGUUUUUGUUUUUUUGUUUGGUUUUGUAUUAUUUUGUUCAAAUGUGAGGUUAUGGUCUAAAUGCAUUUGUUUAAAAGCUGUUAAAAAAAAUGUACUAUUUAUUGAUAUUGAGGGAAUAGCUCUAUCUGACCCAUCUAGUGUCUCUCUAUCUAUCUGGGUUCAUUAUCUGAGUGUGUGUGUGUGUGUGUGAGCGUGGAUAUGGCAGCGUAUGUGGCAGUGAAAGCAGAGAUGAGUGUGAACACAUCUGUGUGUCUGCACAUCCUGCACUUUCACUUAUGUGUGUGUGUGUAAAAUGAUGAGUUCUGUACCUCCUCUUCCUCCUCUCUUUCUCUCUCUGGUGUCAUGUAGCCUGUAGACAUCCCCCCCCCCCCGUCCUACUAUUGCAUAUAGUUCAGUGCCCCUAUAGUGUCAGUCACUGUCCACCUCCUGCAUGUGCUUGUUUGUAAAUACACCAAAUAAAAUGAUCAGUAUAAACCAAA
Molecule: messenger RNA, 8404 nt
Organism: Dicentrarchus labrax (European seabass)
Lineage: Eukaryota; Metazoa; Chordata; Actinopteri; Moronidae
Gene: rusc1
Product: RUN and SH3 domain containing 1
Exons: 13
Coding region: 246-5957 (1903 amino acids)
Cellular component (GO): cytoplasmic vesicle
Molecular function (GO): protein binding
Source: RefSeq, a predicted model, not a curated record